Podarcis raffonei (Aeolian wall lizard) is the source of this 1227-nucleotide messenger RNA. RefSeq names its product TNF superfamily member 13 (gene TNFSF13). NCBI's taxonomy places the organism in Eukaryota, Metazoa, Chordata, Lepidosauria, Squamata, Lacertidae. The transcript is spliced from 3 exons. Gene Ontology annotation, biological process: positive regulation of isotype switching to IgA isotypes; immune response. Gene Ontology annotation, molecular function: tumor necrosis factor receptor binding; receptor ligand activity. The coding region runs from base 104 to 520 and encodes 138 amino acids. The record is from RefSeq and is a predicted model, not a curated record. Gene Ontology annotation, cellular component: membrane.
UGUCUGCCUGGCUUGGGAAGCGACCCAGGAGUCGUGCGUAAAGGAAAACAAAAGGUUGGCAACUCAUUGGGGGGGGGGAUGGACUGCCACGGGUGAGUUUUAAAUGGGACGGCAGUGUAAUAAUCUUUUUCCUGUCGCCCGCAUUUUAGAAGAUGGAUUUGCCACAGAAAUAUGGUGGAAGCCUUUCCUCCAGCAAGGCCGAGCCCUGGAGCUCAGCGGACGGGACGUGGUGGUGAGGCACAUGGGGCUUUACUUCGUUUACAGCCAGGUGCUGUUCCAUGACCCCACCUUUACUAUGGGGCAGGUGCUGUGGCGGAAAGCUCCUGGGAAGCCCGGCCAAAUCCUGUUCCGCUGCGUCCAGAGCAUGCCCCCAAACCCAGAAAAGGCCUUCAACAGCUGCUAUAGUGGAGGGGUUUUCCACCUGCAGCCUGGAGACCGGCUGAACCUCCGCAUCCCUCGUUUCAACGCAUCCUUUGACCUGACUGUCCACGGGACCUUCCUGGGGUUUCUCCGUCUAUAGUGGUCUUCUCGGGGGUUCCCACCGUGAGAGACUUCGGGGCCAGAGUGUCAGUCAGCCAGAGUCAAAGACUUCUACGUUCUGCUCCGAACUUUCAGGGUCUGAUGGGGAAGAUGCUCUGUGGACCAGGGGGAUGAGCUAGUAUUUGUCGUAGGAAGCGAGAUAAAGAGCUUAGGCCAAGCUGAGCUGCUCGAGAACGUCUCUGACCCUCCUUUUUCAAGAUGGCAGAGCCUUUCCUGGCCCGCAGUGAGAGCACACAAGGCACCCGGGAUUAUAAGAGCAACAGCAUGUUCUUUCGUGGCCGGGAAGGGUUUGCCAUCCAGGUGUCCACCAAGGACAAAAAUGGAUUUUCCCGAGCCCUUAUGGUCGCUACUUCGAGCUUGGGAGGAUAAAAUACCCAGUACAGUGGUACCUCGGGUUACAUACGCUUCAAGUUACAUACGCUCCAGGUUACAGACUCUGCUUACCCAGAAAUAGUACCUCGGGUUAAGAACUUUGCUUCAGGAUGAGAACAGGAAUCGUGCUCUGGUGGCGCAGCGGCUGCAGGAGGCCCCAUUCGCUAAAGUGGUGCUUCAGGUUAUGAACAGUUUCAGGUUAAAAACGGACCUCCGGAACGAAUUAUGUACUUAACCAGAGGUACCACUGUAUCUAUUAUGCAGCAGCAUAAAGACCUUAACGCCUUGGCUCCACUGGAACGCACUUUCUAUAAA